Messenger RNA from Malus domestica (apple), 4591 nucleotides. RefSeq lists its product as uncharacterized. The record is from RefSeq and is a predicted model, not a curated record. Lineage: Eukaryota; Viridiplantae; Streptophyta; Magnoliopsida; Rosales; Rosaceae.
UAAUAUUUCUGGAUCUCCCAAAAGUACACUUCCCUUGUACCCAAAAUCGCGAAACCCAUUCUCUCUCCUCUCUCUCUCUCUCUCUCUCUCUCUCUCUCUCUCCCCUUCCUAAACCCACAAGCCUCAAGGCUUUAAUCUUGUUCGGAAGAUCUGGAGAUAAAAUCUCUCAAUGGAUGAGCAAAAGGAUAUGGAUUUUGCAUUGGGUAGUGGGUCAGAGUCCACUGUGAGUGUGAGCGGACAUGUGGCUGGUGAAACCCUAGCUGGGGCUGAGGCUUGUGUGAGUGAGGGUCAGGUUGAGGGGUCUUUUGGGGAGGAUGUUGGUGACGAUGAAGGCGGUGAUUGUGAGGGGGAUGAUAUAAUGGUGGAGGUUCUGGGUUCUAAUGUCUAUGUUGGUGGAGUUUGCACUAAUGGGGAUGGGGGCGAUGAGGGGGUGGGACGUGAUGAGUCGGUUGAGGUUGAUAUGGGGUCGGAGGGAAAUGUGAGAUCUUCCGGAGGAGAUGGUGGUAAAGUGGGUGAGCUGGAUUCGGUGGCUGCAGACAUUAGUUCAACAGUUAUAGAAACCCAGGUUGUUCAUUUUGAGGAAGCUGAGAUGGUUGUGAGGCAGGAUGUGGAUUCAGAGGAAGUUAAUGUUUCGGAUGAAAAAGCACAGGAUGCCACAGCAGAAAAUGGACUUGGGGGUUCCUUGAUUGAACCUGUAGGUAGUGAAACACAAGUUGUCGUCAGUGAAGUAGUGAGGGAAAGUGUAGAAGUUUCCGCGGGUGGAUUGGUGGAGGUUGUGGAACAUGAAAAGAAGUUGGUUGUUGGUGAGGUUGAUGCACUCAAUGAUUUGAAGGCACAAAAAGCUGGUGUUUCAGAUGAUGAAGUAUGGAAUCCUGGAAUUGAAAAAGCUACAGUGACUGUUAAUGAAGAAGGUAAUCCCAAACCCUCAAGUGAACAAAGCCAAGUUUCUGCUGGUGGUGAUGAUGUUGCCGGGGUGGACAAUGUAGAUAUUCUGACUUCCAAAGUUGCAGGUAAGGAAACUGGUAAAACUAAUGAAAAUUCGAGUAAUCCAGUAGAAGAACAGCUGGUUAAGAUUGAGCCAGUAGGUGGUAGCACCCAUAGUGGCAGCAAUGUACCUGAAAAUUCAGUGUCUUCUCCUAUGCCGCCUCAAGUAGUUCUUGGAAGUGACACGGGAGCAACAGGUGCACAAGAUUCGGAAAAAAGCCAGUUCUUGAAACCUGAAGAGAGUGUAGAGGACAUGGUUCAUGAUAUUGCUUUGGUUUCAACUACCUUAUCUCUGCCUGCUCAAGUAAUUCCUGGAGGUGUAGUUUCAGUAACAGAUGGAAGGGGCCUUUUGAAUUCUGAAAAAGAACUGCACAUGAAGCCUGAAGAGAGUAUAGGCAAGAACACGUUCCAUGAUACUGUGCUGGUUGAAUCAAAUACAGAGCAAGAGAUGGAAAAGGACAGCCACGGUAAUGGUGCUGAACAGGUUGGCGUGGAUGGAGCAGAUCAAUCCCUGGAGUCUGAAAAGUGUUUAGAAAAGUCUGCGACUGCUUAUGUUGCUCCAAUUCAUCCCGAUAUGGAAGCAGAGGAAGUCAAUGAACAAGUGAGUGAUGCUGAGGGUGUAUUAAAUGGAGGGGAACAGAUAGAAGAUGAAAGGGAUAUUACUCCCAUGGACACUGAGGAGGUUUUGGAUUCUGUGACUGCAGCUGAGACCAAUGUUGUGCAUGAGGUAGGAGUUAAAGAACAAUUUACUGAUGCUGUGCUAGAUGGUUUACACGGAGGGCAAUACAUGGAAGGUGAAAAAGAAGCCACUGAUGCUGAACAACCAAAAGCGGGUGAAGAGGACAUUCUUAAACAAGAAGCUAUCGAAGGAAGCUCAGAAAUUGUGCCUCAACCGAGAUAUGAGCUGCCACCAGAAAAUCAUGUGUUCUCUGCAUCUGAUUUAGUUUGGGGUAAAGUGAAGAGCCAUCCAUGGUGGCCUGGACAGAUAUUUGAUUAUACAGUUGCAUCUGAGAAGGCAAUGAAAUAUCACAAAAAAGAUUGCUUUUUGGUAGCAUAUUUUGGGGACCGUACGUUUGCUUGGAAUGAACCAUCUAGUUUAAGGCCUUUUCGAUCUUACUUUUCCCAGUCAGAAAAGCAAGGUAAUUCAGAAGCGUUCCAGAAUGCUGUCAAUUGUGCACUGGAAGAAGUUUCGAGACGUGUUGGAUUGGGGCUAGCAUGCUCUUGCAUACCAAAAGAAGUCUAUGAGAAGAUGAGGUUCCAGAAAGUUGAAAAUGCUGGGAUCUGCCAAGAAUCCAGUAGAAGAGAUGAAGUGGAUGAAUCGGCAAGUGCCAGUUCUCUUGAAUGUAAUAAAUUACUGGAAUACAUAAAAGCUUUAUCACGGUUUCCGUCUGGUAACAGUGACCGAUUAGAAGUUGUGAUAGCUAAGGCUCAUAUGUUAGCAUUUUAUCGCUUGAAGGGUUACUACAACUUGCCAAAAUUCCAAUCUUGUGGAGAUAUAUUGGAAAACAAAGAUGAAAGGAUUGAGCAUACAACUCCUAAUGGUAAGGAUGUUAAAGGUACUUUCUCUGGCCCCGACAUUAUUACGUAUUCUCACAAGCGUAAACAUAAUUUAAGAGGUGGCGUGUAUUCUAAGGUAAAAGAAAGAAGCCUGUCGGAAUUAAUGGACGGCGGCCUAGAUUCUCUAGACGGCGGUGAUUGGUUGGAUGGGAACGAAACUGAUGGUUUGGUCUCACCAUCCUCUGGCAAGAGACGGAAGGGUUUUGAGUAUCAUGUUGAUGACGAUGGAAGGAAAGUUACCGUUGCAAAAGUUUCUAAUACCACACCUGCCCCAAAGCAGUCUUUUAAGAUUGGUGAAUGUAUCCAGAGAGUUGCAAGCCAACUUACAGGGUCUCCUAUUGUGAAGUCCAACAGUGACAGACCUGCUGGGGAUGGAUCUGCUGUUGCCUUCCAGAGUUCUGGUGAUGUCCAUAGAGGGAAAACAAUUGAUGGAACAGAGUACUCAUCGCUAGAUGAAUUACUGUCACAACUUCAGUCGGCAGCAGAAGAUCCGCGGAAGGAUUACCAUAGCUUGAAAACUGUUGUUAAUUUCUUCUGUGAUUUUAGGAAUUCGGUAGCUGUAGGUCAGCUUCCUGGGAUGGAGCAUGUAGCUGUGGACAAAGUUGGUGGUAGAAAGAGGAAGUCAAAUUCUGCAUUUGGGUUGCCGGAAACUUUUGAAUUUGAUGAUAUGAAUGAUACUUAUUGGACAGACAGGGUAAUCCAAAAUGGCGCUGAAGAGCAAACACCUCGAAGGGGCAGGAAGGUUAAUUAUCAACCUGUUGUUCUUGCCCAACCAGAAAAAUCCCCUCAAGAGGGUCGCAGGCCAUACACCAGGAAGCGGUAUUCCCAAACCGUUAAUGUUUUGCCGCCAGAGAAACCUGUUGGCUAUGUGGAUGAGAAUGCCCCAACAGAACUUGUUAUGAACUUCACUGAGGUGAAUUCUGUUCCCUCAGAAAUAAAGCUAAAUAGAAUGUUUAGGCGCUUUGGACCUCUGAAGGAAGCUGAAACAGAAGUUGAUAGGGAGAGCAGUCGUGCUAGAGUUGUUUUCAAGAAAUGUUCUGAUGCAGAGGUAGCUAUUGAUAGUGCGGGAAAAUUCAAAAUCUUCGGAUCAAUACCUGUAAACUACCAGCUCAAUUAUACUCCAUCUCAGCUCAACUAUACUCCGUCUAUCCAAUUUAGCAUUUCUCCCAGUGCCACAACCCAUGAUCAGGAGAUGCAACUUGUUCUUUCCUCCCAUGAUCAAGAGAUGCACCUUGAUCUCUCCGCCCACGACCAAAUGCAACUUGAUCUUUCCACCCACGACCAUAUGCAACUGGAUAUGCAACUUGAUCUUUCCUCCCAUGACCAGAUGCACCUUGAUCUCUCCACCUUCGAUAACCUGUGAAGUUGUCAGGGAGAGUAAAUGCUGAAGAAGAAAAAAGAGAGAGCAAUCAUAGCGUGCAGGUAUAUAUGCCCUGGGAAGCCCUAGGACGAGCGCAGCUGAAUCGGCUGCUGAAGGAGGUAACCAGACCGUGUAUUCAUCUGGUUGUCGUGAAUUUAAUGUGUGCCAAGGUUCUCGCUGUUUUCUAGUCACGAAGAUGCCUGUUUUUUGCUUCCUUCUGUGCUCUUAUGCAUGUUAGGGUUCUUAGUUUGAACGUAUAGCAGAGGUCGCUGAUCCUUCCUUGAUGGCUGCAAUUGUGGCAUCAUUUUGUAUCGAUGAAUAGGGCCAAAAGAUCAUGUAUGAUUGUGCAUUAUCCCUUGUUGAAUAACGGUGACCGAUAAAUUUUGCGAAAACCAUGCUGAUUGCCGGAGGGUUCUGAGGGUCGUUUUGGCGCUCGGAAACUUGGGAGUUCCAAAUAUUGUGUUGGAAUUCUAAGUUUAAAGCUUGGGGGAAAAAGUAGCAUGCUUUUGCAAUGUGAUGUGUGUGUGAUCCAUGUAUGUGUGCGCCUUCUCUUCCCGUGGUUGCAAAGCAGGAGAUGCACAAAGUCCAUUCACACUUCAUUCCCAUCCGUCGGUAUAAUGUUACCAUCGUGGAGGUUUUUCUCCGGUGCUGGUUAAAUCUUGGUUGAUGUGAGUGAAUUGUCCGGCAAGA